AUGGAGCCCUUCCUGGGCUGCACCGGCGCCGCGCUCCUGCUUUGCUUCAGCUACGCCGGUCUGCGUCCGGUGGAGGCAGACAGCCCGUCAGCUCCGGUCAAUGUCACAGUCAAACACCUGAAAGCCAACUCAGCCGUAGUGACUUGGGACGUUCUGGAGGACGAAGUUGUCAUCGGAUUUGCCAUUUCCCAGCAGAAGAAGGACGUGCGGAUGCUGCGCUUCAUCCAGGAGGUGAACACCACCACCCGCUCCUGUGCCCUCUGGGACCUAGAGGAGGACACUGAGUACAUUGUGCAUGUCCAGGCCAUCAGCAUCCAAGGCCAGAGCCCUGCCAGUGAGCCAGUCCUCUUCAAGACCCCCAGGGAAGCUGAGAAACUGGCUUCUAAAAAUAAAGAUGAGGUGACAAUGAAGGAAAUGGCGAAGAAAAACCAACAGCUGCGCGCAGGGGAAAUACUCAUCAUUGUGGUGGUGUUGUUUAUGUGGGCAGGGGUGAUCGCCCUGUUCUGCAGGCAGUACGACAUCAUCAAAGACAACGAGCCCAACAACAGCAAGGAGAAAGCCAAGAGCGCCUCGGAGAACAGCACCCCUGAGCACCAGGGCGGGGGGCUGCUCCGCAGCAAGUUCCCAAAAAACAAACCCUCAGUGAACAUCAUUGAGGCAUAACAGCUGCUGCUGAUGGACUCCACUUCUCACGCUCACAUUCUGCCUCUGAGCCUCAAGGACCGGGAGGUGAAAUAGCAUCGGAGCGACUGGGAAGGGGACCCAGCAACUGUCACCUGAUGGCAUACAGCUCCUUCCUUAUCUCUGCAAACAUCUGACCGGAAGGAAGGACCCUGCAAAAACAAAACAACCCAAACCCAACCAACCAAGAUGGAAAAGCAGCAGUGAGAGCCGCUGCCUGCAGUCCUGCGUGGGACUCAUGGAUCACUGCACGGCAGCGGCCUCCCAUGCUCUCCACCCUCACGCUCCGUCUCCUGGAACAAUUUUCUCAUCUUUGGAAACGUGCAAUGUUUUGUUGUAGCACUGUCUCACCGUCACCCCAUCUCGGCUGUACGGCUGUGAGCUCCAGCACUGCUCACCAGCACUGCCCCGAGCCGGCAGGAAGGAGGGACGGCAGCUCACUGCAGACAGGCGUGCGCUGCUUUGUGCUCUCAGCUUGCUUUGUUCCGUUGCACGCCUCGUGCAAUGUCUCACAGGCGGGGUUUGUAAGAAACAAAGGAAAGAGAGGCACCCCAGGCUGCAGUCCCACUGCGGGGCUCCCUUGGCUGCCCCCCAGCCGGGUUCCUGCACCGCCGCCUCCCAUCACACGGUGCUGCUCCUCAUCUCAGACAUUUGGGGCGCAGACCAAGAUGACGGGGCACCAGGAGUUCUUGUUCAGCUUCCAGGAUAAAUCCAACCAUCUUCUUCGUGGUAUUGUCAGCACCUGCAGUGUGCAAGCACUCCAUCAAGAUGUAACCAGUCAGCAAAAAAAAAAAAAAAAAAAGAAAAAAAAAAAAAAGAAAGAAAAAAACUGAUGAUACCGGUCGCUAUGCAAGGUCUCGGCGGCAACCGCCAUUUGUUGCAGAAGGCUUUUGCCUAAGGGACCUUUUUCUGAGGGCUUCAGUUCUUAACGGCUUCUCGCGGGGCGCACAGGAGCGCCGGGCUGC
Lagopus leucura (white-tailed ptarmigan) is the source of this 1646-nucleotide messenger RNA. RefSeq names its product fibronectin type III domain containing 5 (gene FNDC5). The record is from RefSeq and is a predicted model, not a curated record. Gene Ontology annotation, biological process: positive regulation of brown fat cell differentiation. The transcript is spliced from 6 exons. NCBI's taxonomy places the organism in Eukaryota, Metazoa, Chordata, Aves, Galliformes, Phasianidae. Gene Ontology annotation, molecular function: protein binding. Bases 1 to 663 code for a protein of 220 amino acids.